Molecule: messenger RNA, 2121 nt
Organism: Microplitis mediator
Lineage: Eukaryota; Metazoa; Arthropoda; Insecta; Hymenoptera; Braconidae
Gene: Ypel
Product: protein yippee-like 1
Exons: 5
Coding region: 646-990 (114 amino acids)
Source: RefSeq, a predicted model, not a curated record
ACUGGUACUGGUUUUUGCGCUUGGAACUGUCGCUGGCCAGAGCAAUAACAGGCACAGAGAGAGCAGUUUAGUUUUGUGCUGUUUAAAGUUAAGGCAUAAGUAGAAGCUGAACUGGAGACUGCGCUACUGCGGCUUGUAGUGUAGUGAUGAUAAAAACGAGUUGUUGUUAUUCUUUAUGUUCAAUGCGAAAUAAAAGCCGUGAUUCGCGUUGAAGUUAAGUUUUAAACAAUAACUAUUUACUGUCUUUAUUGCUGUAGCCACGUAUGCAUAUGGAGGUGUCCCCGAACCGGCGCUGCCUGAACCAGCUUAACAGCUGAUCGGAGUAUGAGGCGGCGGUGAACGGGGCCACAAUUGCACCACCACCCCCGCGAAUAAAGGAAAAAAAAUUACUAAAAUAAAAAUAAUCAAUAACAGUAGAAAAAAUAAAUGCUAUUGACUAUUGUUGCAAUUGAUUCAUAGAUCAAGUGGAACUUGGAGGAAAAAUAAAUAAAAAAACUAAAUAAAAGAAAACUAUACAAAUCCUAGGUUUUAAAUCGAGGAAAUAAAGUAACAAAAAGCUAAAUCUUUGUAUAUCAAUAUAAAAUAUAACCGAGGGAGCACUGAAAGAAGACAACAAUUGUUAGCUUGACGUCAAUUUGAUCAAAGAUGGUCAAAACUUUUCAAGCUUAUCUACCCUCCUGCCAUCGCACUUAUUCGUGCAUACACUGCCGUGCUCACCUCGCUAAUCAUGACGAACUCAUCUCAAAGUCCUUCCAAGGCAGCCAAGGUCGUGCCUAUCUCUUCAAUUCCGUAGUUAAUGUUGGUUGCGGUCCUGCGGAAGAGCGAGUUCUCUUAACUGGACUUCAUGCUGUCGCUGACAUUUAUUGCGAGUGUUGUAAAACUACUCUCGGUUGGAAAUAUGAGCACGCGUUUGAGUCAAGUCAAAAAUACAAGGAGGGUAAGUUUAUAAUAGAGCUGGCCCACAUGAUCAAGGAAAAUGGAUGGGAAUGAACACGUAGACAGGGGGGUGGGUCAUGACACACCACCCCUGCUUACCUGAAUCCCGUAAACUAAAUCCUUAAAAUAAAUUUUUUAAAAAUAAUCAACUAAACUCAAAAAACUGAAAACAUAAGUACAUGCCUACAAUGUUGUUCUCGAGUUGCAAUGUGCGGCGCCCUAUCCUCAAUACAAAAAGAUGAAGAAAAAACAAUAAUAAUAAAUAAUACAACAAGAAACAAAAAAAACAACAGCCCUCCUUUGACAAACCACCAACGAAAGUCUGUGAUUUCAUUUGUGAUUUGUAAUCUUAGUAAUGUUUUUCCGUUCUGGACAAUUCACAAAAAAAAAAUAUAAAUCGUUUUUUAAUUCUCCAAUUAUGUGGACUAGGGAGAAGAAAAAACGUAUUUUAUUAAAAUCAAUAUAAAUAUACUAAUGGAUUUAAAAGAAUGGAAGGACAAAGUAAAGAUAAUGCGAUUAUUUGCCGCUUAAAGAUGAAUAUUGUAUGUAAAGAAAUUAUUUUUGAGAAUGGUAGAGUCGCGAUUUAAGUAAAGAUUUAAAGUUAAUAAAAAUUAAGUAGAUUAAUCGCGAGGAUUGAUGUGAAGAAAUGUUUAUUUUAAAAAAAAGUGUUGGCGAUGCUACGAAGGUAAAAAUUAUGCGCAGAUAAAGACAAGUAAAUAAAAUUCAGAACAAGUUUUAAAAAUAAUAAUAAGACGACGGCGAUGACGAUGAUGAUUAUUGUUAUUAUUAUCAACAUUUACGUGAACAGUUGAGUGCCCCUUUAUCUCUCUUUCAUCUCUCCCUCUCUCUUUCCCUCUUUUUUUCAGUGUUUGUUAGUCUCAAUGAAUAUCAACACCCGCCGAGUUGCGACGACAACGACGUCGACUACUCUGGCAUAUAAAUAAGCGCGGGCACUCAGAUUGUUUUUUUAUUUUGAAAAAUACGAUAUAUUUCAGGAUUUAAAUAAACGAUACUGAAGAAUAUUAACAAACAAAUAAUUAAUCAAUGGAAAAUAAAAUAUUUAUUGUAAGCAGUGCGACUACAGACUGCUAGAUUGACUGCCCUGCCUGUCGCAUCUAUCGUUGGAAUUUCACUGCCGAUAUUCCUAAAAUAUAAUUAACAAAAAAUGAAAAUAAAUUAAAUUAA